Quercus robur (English oak) is the source of this 4451-nucleotide messenger RNA. RefSeq lists its product as uncharacterized. Gene Ontology annotation, biological process: DNA integration. Lineage: Eukaryota; Viridiplantae; Streptophyta; Magnoliopsida; Fagales; Fagaceae. The transcript is spliced from 6 exons. Gene Ontology annotation, molecular function: nucleic acid binding; RNA-DNA hybrid ribonuclease activity. The record is from RefSeq and is a predicted model, not a curated record. Bases 1 to 3849 code for a protein of 1282 amino acids.
AUGACAUUUGCCGAGGAGGUGGGACUUAGGGAUGUGGUGUUUGAAGGUAACUCGCAGCUGAUAAUCAACGCUGUUCACAGCACUGGAGAGGCAGUGUCAUCAGUGCUGAACAUCAUACAAGGUGUGUUGCGGAAAGCUCAGUGCUUCAGGACAUUUGAUUUUCUACAUACUAAAAGGCAGGGAAAUGUACUUGCCCACUUCUGGACUAUUGGGGAAUUAGUUACUAAAUCUGGCUCCCUAUUGGCAGUUGUAAAGAAGGUCCACUACAAUUGGUAUAAGAGCAGUUUCGAUCUUACAAUGGCUGAUGGUCCUAAUACAAGGUAUUCCCAACUUUCGGAUACAAUUACUGGGGUUAAGCUACAGCAAGAUCAACACCAAAAAUCCAUGGAGAUCAUUACACAGCAGCUGGCCCAAUUGUCUGAAGCUGUCAAGGAAAUUCGAGCAGUUUUGCCCACUAGGCCUCUCGACAACAAUAACAGAGUCGAAUCUUCUAUAUCUAAUGGAGGUAAGAUUCCAAUCCCUAAGCAAGUAACAUUAGAAUUUCCUAAAUUUGAUGGAGAAGAUCCCACUGGAUGGAUUUAUAAGGCGAAUCAGUACUUUAAGUACUAUGAGAUCCCUAAUCAUGAGAGAAUUCUCAUGGCUUCCUAUUAUAUGGAAGGCCCAGCCUUAGUUUGGUUUCAAGAUGUUGAGCAUGAUUUUGAUGGAUGGGAAUCUUUUCUAAAAUUACUCCAUACUAGAUUUGAUCCAAGUGCAUAUGAUGAUCCAAUGGAAUGCCUUACCAAACUUAAACAAACUUCCACUGUGUUGCAGUAUAAGUCACAAUUUAAGGUCAUUUCUAAUAGAAUUAAAGGGUUAUCUGAACCACAUAAAUUGAGUUGCUUCUUAAGUGGGUUGAGGGAUGAGAUUAGAUUAGCUAUUAGGAUGCUAAAUCCCACAUCCUUGCAUCAAGCUUUUGGGUUGGCUAAAAUUCAAGAAGAAUAUUGGAUUAGCACUAGAAGGGCUUCAUUUAAAACAAGCAUGGAAGUGGGCUCUCAAGCUAAGUCUUCCAUUCUUGGUCUACCUAAACCAGAUCCCAAGGCUAGAGUAGCCAUCCAGAAAAUUAGCCCUACACAGAUGGAAGAAAGAAGGAAAAAGGGGUUGUGUUAUUACUCUGAAGAGAAAUGGAAUUCAAGCCAUAGAUGUAAAACUAGUCCAAAACUUUUUCUAAUGGAAACAGUUCCCAACGAUGAGGUUCAGCUAGGGGUACCAUUGGAGGAAUUAGACACAACAGAAACAAUAGGUGGGGGGAAGGAAGAAAAUCCUGUUGCUUACCCUGAAAUAUCUUUAUAUGCCCUCUUAGGAAGCCCAAAUCCGGGAACCAUGAGAUUAAUAGGGUUCAUAAAGGGAGUAAGGGUGACAAUUCUUCUUGAUACUGGUAGUAAUCACAAUUUUAUUGAUCCAACUAUUGUGUCCAAGGCUACUUUAACGAAGCAAUCAUCGGUUUUGGAAGUUAAGAUUGUAGAUGGGUCCGUGAUAAGAAGUGAGGGAAUCUGUCAUGGGGUAAUGAUAAAAAUGCAAGGGCAUGUGUUCCAAGUUGAUUUGUAUUCUCUAGCUAUGGAUGGUUAUGAUGUGGUAUUAGGAAUACAUUGGCUUAGAACUUUGGGCUUGAUUCAAUGGGAUUUCCAGAACCUUAUUAUGAGAUUUCUAUAUGAAGGGCAACAGAUUCUACUAAGAGGGGUGCAAUCAAAAGGGCCUAGCUUCCAAGAAGGGGAUGAAUUCUUCAAGAACUCUCCUAAGAAAGGUCUGGUACUCCAAGUCAUGAUGCUGGAUUCACCUCAAGAUCAACCUCAAACCAAUUCAGCCCUGAAAGAGUUGUUGCAACAAUUUAACUCUGUGUUUAACACUCCAAAAGAAUUACCACCAAGCAGGGGGCAUGAGCACCAAAUAGUGCUCAAAGAGGGCACUCAACCUAUCAAUGUUAGAUCUUAUAGAUAUCCUUUUUAUCAGAAGAAUGAAAUAGAGAAAAUUGUGAAAGACUUGCUGGAGACAAGGGCAAUAAGGCCUAGUAAGAGUCCAUUUUCUUCACCUGUGCUCUUGGUCAGAAAGGCAGAUGGUUCCUGGAGGAUGUGCAUCGAUUACAAAGCUCUCAACAAGGAAACAGUGAAAGAUAAGUUUCCUAUUCCUGUUGUAGAUGAACUUUUAGAUGAGCUAUGUGGUGCUAAAAAAUUUUCUAAGUUAGAUUUAAGGCCUGGCUAUCAUCAAAUUAGAAUGAAAGAAUCAGAUAUUCAUAAGACAACAUUUAGAACACAUGAGGGUCAUUAUGAAUUCUUAUACUUGUUUAGAAGCCCAUCUACUGCAUCUUCAACAGGUACUAGAAGUUUUGCAACAGAAUCAACUCUAUGCAAAUCCAAAUGUCACUUUGGCUGUGAGGAAGUUGAAUAUUUGGGGCAUAUUAUUUCUGGAGAAGGGGUACGAACUGAUUCAAAGAAGACUGAAGCUAUGCUCAAUUGGCCUGCCCCUACUUCACUCAAGUCUUUGAGGGGUUUUCUUGGCUUGACAGGAUAUUAUAGAAAGUUUAUUAAGGGUUAUGGCCAAGUAGCUAGCCCUUUGACUGACCUCUUAGGAAAGAAUGCUCUUCAUUGGGAUGCCGCUACUCAAUACUCCUUUGAUCAACUUAAGGCAGCGGUGGCUAGUCCCCCAGUUCUAGCCUUUAUAGAAUGUGAUGCUAGUGGUCAUGGUUUGGGAGCUGUCUUAAUGCAAGAAGAUCAGAAAGUUGGCACUCCAGCUCAACAGAAAUGGAUAGCUAAGCUAAUGGGAUACAUCUUCCAAGUUGAGUAUAAAAAGGGGAGGGAUAAUCAAUCCUAUGCUACUGAUCCAGAUCUCAACAAGAUCAUUCAAGGCAUCCAAAAUGGAAAUUCUAGUUUCCAAGCUUAUUCCUACAAUGGCAAUGUCUUAGUGUAUAAGGACAGAGUGGUUCUAGGACAAAAUUCUCCUUUAAAGUCCAGGGUAUUGCAUUAUAUUCAUGAUAGCCCCUCUGCGGGUCAUUUAGGCUUUGAGAAAACCUAUCAAAGAGCUAAGAGAGAGUUCUUUUGGAAGGGAAUGAAAAAAGACAUUAAGAAGCAUGUGAAGGAAUGUGACACAUGUCAGAGACAAAAGGUAGAGAACUUGGCUCCCAUGGGACUCUUGCAAUCACUGCCUAUUCCUGAGCAACCUUGGGCAGACAUUUCUAUGGAUUUGAUUGAAGGAUUGCCAAAGUCUCAUCACUUUGAUGUCAUUUUUGUUGUGGUGGAUAGACUUACUAAAUAUGCUCAUUUCAUUCCCCUUUCUCACCCCUAUACUGUUGCCAAAGUAGCUUCCUUAUUUUUGCAACAUGUCAUCAAACUCCAUGGCAUACCCAAAUCAAUUGUCAGUGAUAGGGAUCCCACAUUCACUAGCCAUUUUUGGGCUGAACUCUUCAAGUUACAAGGUACUGCCUUGGCCUUGUCCUUAGCUUAUCACCCACGAACUGAUGGACAAAGUGAGGUGGUCAAUAAAGGCCUAGAACACUAUCUUAGAUGUUAUGCAGGGGAACAACCCAAACAGUGGUCCUUUUGGUUGGCUUUGGCUGAGUUUUGGUAUAAUAAUAAUUUCCACACUUCUACCAAAACCAGCCCUUUUGAAGCUUUUUAUGGCUAUUCUCCUCCAACAUUACUACAGUAUAUACCUAGUACCUCAAGGCUAGAAGCAGUUGAUGUCCACCUAAAGUCCAGAACAGCAGCAUUGGCUUUACUUAAACACAACCUAGUUACAGCUCAAGAGAGAAUCAAAUCUCAAGCUAACAAGCAUAGAAUUGAUAGAGAGUUCCAAGUGGGAGAUUGGGUAUUCUUAUGACUCCUCCCGUAUCGACAGAAAUCCUUGGCUACUAGGACUAAUCUCAAGCUUUCUCCAAGAUUCUAUGGGCCAUUCCAGAUUCUCCAAAGGAUUGGCCAGGUUGCUUAUAAGUUGAAUUUGCCCUCUAGUUCAAGACUUCAUCCUGUUUUCCAUGUUUCUUGUUUGAAACCUAAGUUGGGAGCUCAAGUUAAACCUAUACCAACACUACCUCCAGUGGAUGCUGAGGGUGUUCUUUGCCCUGAACCAGAAGCUAUUCUCUAGAGAAGAAUGAAGAAAAUUCACAAUCGAGUUGUCACUGAGGUCUUGGUUCACUGGCAAGACACUCCUAUUAAAGAUGCAACUUAGGAGCUUUUGCAUAAUCUCCAGCAGCAAUAUCCCCACCUUGUGGGCAAGGUGCUUUAAGAGGAGGGGUAUUGUAAUGAAGCUCAAGUGGUUUGUCUCCACUCUCCACUAAUAGAGUAUUAGUUAGUUAGUAGUGGGGUUAAUUGUACAGCUGGACUAUUGGGGAAUUAAUUACUAAAUCUGGCUCCCUAUUGGCAGUUGUAAAGGUGAGCCUAGCUUAAAUACUUGUAAUUGACCUUUUAGAGAAAAAGCAGAAAUAA